Suillus fuscotomentosus is the source of this 513-nucleotide messenger RNA. RefSeq lists its product as uncharacterized. The record is from RefSeq and is a predicted model, not a curated record. Lineage: Eukaryota; Fungi; Basidiomycota; Agaricomycetes; Boletales; Suillaceae. Bases 1 to 513 code for a protein of 170 amino acids. The transcript has a single exon.
AUGAUAAUUUGCUCACUUCACACUCAGAACAAAGACAAAGCACAAGCAAAUCUUGAGACUCCUCCAAACCAUGCCAAAUUCAAUACACUCCCAGGGCAGAAGGGCACUAUCUCUCUUCUUCAGUGUCACCUCGCUGAACGUGCACAGCCUGCAAGUCAGCCUCAUGGUACUGUCAUCAAUUUCAACAUCCCAUCAGAGCUUCUUGCUGUGUUUUUCCCUCCUGCAGCUCCAAACAACAACAUACCUCAACCUGCACCUGCUGGAUCAUGCACUGAAGGUGGUCAAUCAGACUCUCUGAUUCCCUAUGGUAUGCUGCAUGGACCAACACUUUCCCUCAAUGAUUUCUAUAGCAACUAUACCCUCAGCGAUGAUAUCCACAUGAAGCUACACCAGAACAGGUAUACAGGCAUGGAGACUAUCUGUUACAUCCUUGUCUCAGAGCUGAAGGAAAUGGAGUUCAAGCUGGGAGAGAUUGCUGUGAUGCGUCCAGCUAUGAAGUGUUGGUGCAGGUGA